Messenger RNA from Ictidomys tridecemlineatus (thirteen-lined ground squirrel), 6239 nucleotides. The record is from RefSeq and is a predicted model, not a curated record. Lineage: Eukaryota; Metazoa; Chordata; Mammalia; Rodentia; Sciuridae.
GUGGUUGGUGGGCAGCCAUGUCUGCAGGUGUGGGAGAGGCCUUGUCCACAGCUGGCCAAGAAGGCAUUGUUGACCCUCAUGAGAUCACAGAGGCAGUUGUGCAGGCCCCGCCCAUUUCCCAGGACCCUGGUUCUCCCUGCCUCCAUGCUAAGCUCUAAGUGCCCUGGGAGGUGCUAGUAGGGGUCAGGGGGUUGUGGGAGCUCAGAACUGGCACCUCUCAUGUUCCUCCAGGAGCCAGAAGGAUAUGAAGGACUUAGGCCUCUUUCCUCCUAUUCCUGUUUGCCUUGAAUGCCCCUGCCCCAGCCGUGGUGGCUCCCAGACCCCACCUGCCUCCAGGAUCCAACCUGAAAAGAUGCAGGCUGGUGGCACCUACCACACCAGCCAGAGGCUGGCUGUGUGGGGGUGAGUGGAGGGGCUGGUAUGUGCACAGGCACAGCUCCUGGGCCUGGGGGCAAGGCACAGGAGCCCAGCUCUAAACCCCAUUCUCAGCCUCCUCAAAUUAUAUAUAUAUAUGCAAAGGCCAUUUUUCUGGGGAGGGAACAUAGAUUUUGUAAGUGUGCCAAAAAGCAUAAGAACCCUCUGACCUCAUACUUAACUAAUUUCAGAGUCCCUACUGGGUUUGGACCAGGCAGGAAAAAGCAGCCAUGGGGCUGCUGGCCAGCCCUGAGUCCUGGGCUAAGUCUUCUCCAAAACACCCUCUUUAAAAGGUUUCUUUGGAGCCUGGAGGCCGUAAAAGUCUUCUGGUUGGCAGAAAACUCCAAGGGUACUUACGAGGCCCCUAGCCUGUGGACUGGGGAUGGAAGACAGGACCCCUGGGGUCAUCAAGAGGAUGUGUUCUCAGUGCCCGUGCUCGCCUGCCUGCUGAGGGAUACGCUGGAGCGACUUGAGUUGCGGAUCCCACGGGAGCACAUCGAGGUGGUGAGGCGGCCACGGAAUGCCUAUGCGUUCGUGCGGGUGGCCACCAACAAGGAUGUCCUGGCCUCCCUACCCUGGCGCCUGCAGAUGGCCAUGGAGGAGAAGCUGAUCCUCAAAGAGCUGACAGCCCGGGGGAAGGAGCUGGUAUUGAGUGAGGCCCGGGAGCCACUAAUCUAUAGAGAGCAGGAGGAGGACAGUGGCCCAAGCCGAGGCCCCAGCCCUGGCCCCAGCCCUGGUCCCAGCCCGGGUCUCAGCCAUGGCUCCAGUCUCCCCAUGCCAACAGGACCUGCAGACUCCUCAUCUAGGUGGCACUGCGCCCAUCAGUGGCAGAUUUCCCAGAACCGGCCCAGCGGCGUGCGCUCUGACAGCGCCAUCGUGCACCAGGAGAUCCUGGGCCAGGAGCACCUCUUCCAGGGCACUUUCCUGGGCAACGAGACACGAAACAUGGAGUUCAAGCGGGGCGGUGGCGAGUACUUGAACCUCGCCUUCAAGCACCACGUGCGGCGCUAUGUAUGCGCCUUCCUCAACAGUGAAGGAGGCAGCCUGCUAGUGGGCGUGGAGGACAGCGGCCUGGUGCAGGGCAUCCGCUGCACCCACCGCGAUGAGGACCGAGCGCGCCUGCUGGUGGACUCCAUCCUGCAGAGCUUCAAGCCCCAGGUCUUUCCCAGCGCCUACACCCUCACCUUCAUCCCUGUCAUCAGUGCCUCCACCACCAAUGUGCCUCUCAAGGUACUCCGUCUGACUGUGCACACCCCCAAGACCCAAGGGGAGCCCCAGCUGUACGAGACAGACCAGGGGGAGGUGUUCCUGCGGCGGGACGGGAGCAUCCAGGGGCCACUGUCCGUCAGCGCCAUCCAGGAGUGGUACAGGCAGAAGUGGACAACAGAGCUGAGCAAGCUGGAGGAGAAGGUGAAGGUGCUGACGGUGGAAAAGGAGCAGCUCCAGCAGCAGCUGAGGCAACAGCGGCCUGUGUCCUGCACCUGCUGUGUCCUGUAAGGGCCCCACGGGCGGCUGCACAAUGCCAAGCUACACAGGGUGAGGCAGAGACUUCUGAUCUGGGCUAAGUCCUAGCAACAAACGCACCUGGGCCAGGCAGGUAGGAGGGAGCUCUGGCUUCCUGUUCCUUCAGCACAGACCCACGUGGCUUCACCAGAGCAGCCUCUGUAUGUCGCCAAGAAUGUUCUUGGCAGCACAUCCCCAAGCAUGGACUUUCAGAAAGAACUUGGCCAGACUCAUCCUAUGGCUGAGCUGUAAGGAAAUGUCCCCUCUCCCUCAAUGCUCUUUUAGCCCAAGCUGAGGUCUAUGACUCCAGUCGGCUAGACAGUGCCAGAAAGGAACUUGUCAUCUUAGGAAGGUCCCCCAUAGCCAGUAAGGCAUGUUUGGAAACAUUUACAAGGCAAACAGGCCAUCCUGCAGCCCUCUCCCCUAACUUGCUGGAACUUGAGAUUGUUAAAGAUCCUUAAUCAGUCAUGUAACCCUGGGGUGCAAAUGGUUAUUUCUAGCACACUUUGUCAGCCAGCUAGACGCUGCUGGGUCAUGUGUUCCCUGCUCUAUCCACCUCUGUCCAGGAGACACAGCCCACCCUGGGCUCCUACCACACAAGGCUGUGGGUGGCGACAGGAGCCCCGUUAGCCUCAAGCUCAGCUCCAUGUUAAAGGCCACGUGCCUUAAGGCAAAGCACUCACCUCUUUGCUUCAGUUUUUUUGCCUGUAAGAGUAGCAGUGGGCAGGGCAGGCAUUGUCAUCAUCAGGAAGUCCCCAGGGUGCUGGCCCUAGCCCAGAGCAGCACCUGCACAGGAAAGGCCUACUCCCAUUCUAAGCACCCCCAACCCUGGCUCUGGAGAAGGUUCCUGCUCUUGUUGUUCCUCUACCUUUCCUACUGCCAAGCCAAGACUAAGGCCAGAGCAGCACCUGUACUCAGCCCUGCACGUUCCUCCUGCCCCCUGAACCAGCCAUGCCAGCUAUGCCCACCAACUCCUUCCACCUGCACUCCCCCAGCCCCAGCCCCACCCCCACUCGACAGCCACUCACAGCCUGGACCACUCACAACUGCUCGGAGACUUGGUUUCCCACUUACCAGACAGGAUUCAAGCCUGGCCUUGGCCAUCACUCACACUGGUUAGAGACCAAGUGUAUCAUGUCAUGUAUGUAUCAUGACAGGUUACCAAACUCCUAAUACCAGAGAUGAAAACUUUUGACUCAGUGAUGACAGAAGCAAAUCAAGUGAAAUGAGCCCAAAUGUAUAGGCAAAGCUUUAACUGGGGCUUCUGCUAAAGGGAAACAGCACUCAUCGAUGGCCCAGGUUGCUCCCUAAAUAAAGGGAAAUGCAAGUUUUUAUUGAUUUGCUGGGAUGGGCUAGUCUGAUAAUUUUCCAUUGACCAGGAGCAUGGUUCCAAAAGAUGUUGAGGAUACCACCAGUCACAGUCAACUUGCCUGGGAACCACUCUUGUAGCUGGUGCCCAUCCCCCUGUGCAAACACCCUGGCCUUGGGGCUCCAUCUGGGCCUAUGACAGGGCUAAAGGACUAUGGGUUUGGGGGCUGCUCUAGCUGCAGAAAAAGCACAAGGGCAGGAAGAAGAAAAUAUGCCCGCUCCAAAGGCAACUGACACAUCUACAGGCAGAGCUGAGUAGAGUCUAACCCAAAAGUUAAGGAAACAAAGGAGACAAGCAUAUGAGACACCCAUCCCAGCCACCCACUGGACAUCUGCAGCCCAAAUAGUCAAGUGUUUUUCAAGUUCCGAAAAGGUAACCUAGGCAAGCAUUAUCGUCAUAACCCACACAUCAGAGGUGUUAUCUACAGCAAAGCUAGACUUUGUGAUCUCCAAAAUCAGUGAUUUUUAAGUUGACUUAGAAUAGGUGAAGCCAGAGUUUAGUGGUAACAACUUCCUCUUGUGUAAACAUUGUUUCUGUGGUUUAUCAGGGUCUGAGGCUGUUGGAAAGAGCACAAGGGCAGAGAGGCAACGUGACCUACCAUGGUGGUCUCUGUCUGUAACUCACCCGGUGGGCUGUCCCAGGGUGGCUGAAGCUGCUCAAGAGCUACACAAAGAAUGGAUUACUUGAACUGGGGUGUCCCUCAGUGGUGGCGUGCUUGCCCAGCAUUCACAAAGCCCUGGGUUCUAUCCCCAGCACCAGGCAUGAGGGUGGGAACCUUACUCAAGAAGCCACAGCAGAGUUUCUGGCCAACUUCUAUGAGACAGGCACCGCAAUCCUCAGAAAUGCCCUUAGUGGGAAGUAGCCAGUUUCUACAAAGGCAAGGUGAUCUCCGAGUUAGCUCAGCUGCUUCAGACUGCCCAGAACCCAGGAGAGAUGCCACCAAGUCUCUUCCAACCAUAGAGAAACCUCUGGGCCCUGGUCAAUGGACACUGGCAUGGCAGGCCGACACCAUCUGGCUGAGCUCUGCAGUCCCUGGAGAGCUAUGUGGAGUUCCUUUUCUCAGAAGGGUUCUGCAGGUGGCCAGACCUAGGCAACUGGUCAUCUUAAGGGAAUCUUCACCAGGGGCAAGAACAUGACUACAGGGAGCUCUUCCAACCCUCCCUAUACCCACCCAAGUCCUCAGUGGCAGGACAAUGGUGACCCCAAGGGAACUGUCACUCCCUCAGUGUGGGGAGUGACAGGCUGCUAUGUAGCAUAAGGUCAGAAUUCCGCUCAACCAGCCAUAAUAAAAGCCCUAGACAAGUAUGAAGAGCUCUGUGGAAGUGUUUUAGGUCAGUCUGUGAGCACGGGAGGCAGACAAAGGUGACUUGUUCUUGGUCAGAGAGCAGGAAGGCAGGCUCCCAGGCCUGCCUGGUGGCCUUGGACCAUGAAUGGAAGGACAAGAGUCUACUUCUCUUGAGUCUCUCUGAAGUAGAAGCUGGGCCAACUCACUUGUGAGAAACACAUUUCCCUCCCCAAACCCAGUUAUCUCAAAUUUCAGCAAGUGAAGGCUGUUAGUUAGCCUGGUGAACAGGUGGCCUGAGGCCUGAGUACCUGCCUCAGCAGAGAAGACAGCUCAUCUCUAAGAGGUGUGCUCAGCAGCCAGAGGGUGAGUGGGUGCCUCUGUCAUCAACCCCUUACCCAGAACAGUGACCAUGAGCUGGACGUAUUCCAGAGGCUGAGGGUAGAAGCAGAGCGGGGAGAAAGCAGUCGAACUGGUUCAGAAGAUCCUUGGUUGGCCACUCUCAUCUCUGGGGAGGGGCCCAGUUUGCAAUUAGCAAAAAGGCACCCUAUGCAAGGGCCUGCACUUCUUCCCUCCCCCUUGUCCCUGACAAGCUGUACACUUGGCACUCAUGUCACUUUCAAUCUGUCCUGACAUGUGAGAACCAGGAUGUGAAGCCCUGUUUGAAAACUUGGGUUCCUAUUCACAAGAAAGGCUCGCCUCUAGCUUACAACACUGUGGGAUUGCUCACUGAGGCUGCAGGCCAGAGGAGCAUCAGGCCCCAGCGGCACCCCAGCCACACGCUGCAGCUUUCCCCUCCUGGCCAGUGACAGACAUAAAGAGAAUGAAAAGGCAUCUCUUGUUCUGCAUUUUUUAUUUCUUAAGUUAGAGUAUACAUGGAGUCCAGCCAGAAUACAGUAGGCAGUGGCUAUGCCUAUUCCAUCACAUUAAGAAAAUAGUUUUCAUAUUGCAUUUUAACUGCAGUUAACACCAUUCUGGAAGAAGAAAGUACCCUCAGGUCAAAGCUGUCUAUAUAUGAGAGGGGUUUAGAGGCAGUUUCCCCACCAAGAUUCUUUUUAUUAUUUUUUUUUAAAGUGACCCCUUGAUGCAAGGAGUGUCUCCCAACCCCAGGACCAGGAGAUGCAGCCAGAGGUGCAAUUUUAAAAUCAUACUUCAGAGACACCAACUUCUUGCUGCAUCAUGUGACACCAAACUGACUGUCCCUUUGGAGGACAAGGACCAGCCACAGUUGGCACCAAGAGCUUCCACAACUCAGAGCAACACUGAGGCCUCAGCUCUGGCUUCACUGUUUUUGGUGACAGGCGGUGCAGGAGGUCACCAGCAUCCCACAGGGGAAGCACCGGCUUCAGUGAUCCUCCCGUGUCUGCUCCAGCCACCUGCACUGAGCAACGGCCUGGGCACCCAAAGGAAGCAACAGGCAAGACGCUCGAAUCCACAAUGACACGAGGUAGUUGGAGAAACAAGGUGGUAGACAGGCCUCCAUCAGCCCCUGCUGUCAGCACCCGUCUCAAUGUGGGCUUCCCAUCUCACAACCUCCUGACCUACACGGGAAAGGCCAAGCAGCAGGCAGGCCCGGAAACGGUGUACAUGAUGCGACAUGCCAAUGACAGUUUUCCAAAUACCUUUCUCCCCAUAAUAAAAUAAUCUUAAUAAAAACAUAAUUUAAAGGAA